This is a messenger RNA of Botrytis cinerea B05.10, 855 nucleotides long. RefSeq lists its product as hypothetical. The coding region runs from base 30 to 764 and encodes 244 amino acids. NCBI's taxonomy places the organism in Eukaryota, Fungi, Ascomycota, Leotiomycetes, Helotiales, Sclerotiniaceae. The record is from RefSeq and is a predicted model, not a curated record. The transcript has a single exon.
GUUCAGAUUAGACGAUUGAAAUUGCUAACAUGGACCAAAUUAUGAUGAUAAUUGAUAGAGACCUUGCUGAAGUUGUUGAGAGACUCGAGGAAAUCACAUUGACUCCAGAGAUCGAUGGAAUUAUUGAUCUUAUUGAUAGAACCAUUGCAGACAUCGCGGAAAUUGCCUUCGAACGCGAAGGCGAAAAUAUGUCAGACCUAGAGACAGAUCGAUAUCUUGAGUCAAAUGAUGGGGAUAUUGCGGGUGUCAUUGACAACUCGAGCAUUAUCCCAUCCGGUGUGGAGACUACACCAACUGGGGUACCCGAAUUUGACGAAGACCAUUUGGACCACGAAUCGGAUAGCAAUUGCAGAUUGCUUGACUGCUACGAAGACCACUAUGGAUACAGGUAUAUGUUAGAACAUCAAUCUGAGGUCGUCAAAAUCCAACAUGCUCUACAUUACGAACUCGUUGCAUUGGAUAAAGAAACUCAGAAAAUUCGCGAGAAUUACGAAGCUCUGGUCCACCAAACUCCCGGCCUUCUAAGACUUUCUCUUCCACCCAAAGUAAAGUAUAUUUAUCUCUUCGAUAGUUGGAAGUGUUAUAGUCCGGGAGGUAAAAUUUGUAAAUGCAAGCACUGCUUUGACGACCUCAAAGAAGAACACGUUGAUUCACUUGAAAUCAGAAGAAACACCCAAAAUGCGCUCAAAGACUCGAGGAAGGAGCAUCGCGAGUUGCUCGAGGAGUAUGAAGCUUUCAAAAAGUUCAUGAGCAGGGACUUAUGAGAUUCAAAACUUAACCUGAAGGCUGGCCCUUAUGGCAGGUAUGCUUGCACUCUCCUUUGUCGGUGUUCGUUUUUGACGUAAUUGAAAAACA